This is a messenger RNA of Diachasmimorpha longicaudata, 949 nucleotides long. RefSeq names its product protein BUD31 homolog. The record is from RefSeq and is a predicted model, not a curated record. Lineage: Eukaryota; Metazoa; Arthropoda; Insecta; Hymenoptera; Braconidae. Gene Ontology annotation, biological process: mRNA splicing, via spliceosome. Gene Ontology annotation, cellular component: spliceosomal complex; nucleus. The coding region runs from base 204 to 638 and encodes 144 amino acids. The transcript is spliced from 3 exons.
UAAAGACAGUGACGCACCAGUAGUACGACGCGGUGGACGUGAAACAGUAGUAGAUACGCACGUACAACGAGUGUGAGAAAAAUCUAAUCUUAGUUUGGACGCACAACCUCAAAUUCGCAGCCUCUGAACGCAUUUUUAUUUACUUACGUGUGUUUUUGUAGACAGUUAAACAUUGAUUAGUGAUAUAAAAGUAGUAUUUGAAGAUGCCAAAAGUGAGAAGGAGUAAGAAAUCACCUCCAGAGGGUUGGGAACUGAUUGAACCGACUCUGGAGGAAUUGGAGCAGAAGAUGAGAGAAGCCGAAACAGAACCACACGAAGGCAAAAGAAAACAAGAAUCUCUGUGGGCGAUAUUCAAAAUUCAUCACCACAAAUCGAGAUAUAUUUACGAUUUAUUCUACAAAAGGAAGGCUAUUAGCACAGAGUUAUAUGAUUACUGUCUGAACGAGAAAAUUGCAGACAAGAAUCUCAUUGUAAAAUGGAAAAAAGUGGGAUACGAGAACUUGUGCUGCCUCCGCUGCAUUCAAACCAGAGAUACAAACUUUGGGACGAAUUGUAUAUGUCGUGUACCAAAGGGCAAACUUGAAGAAGGGAGAAUCGUUGAAUGCAUCCACUGUGGAUGCCGAGGAUGUUCUGGUUAAUUUUAAGGAAUUUAUAGUUAUCCUAAGACGUGGGAAUUAUCAGUUGUAUCUAAAUCAAUUACUCUUGUAAAUAAAUGACACAUUAUUAUAGUAAUACAAACCAUUUUGUUUGGUACAUAAAUUCUGUACUUGAAAAAUCGCUUAACAUUUAUUCAAUCAUUAAAAAUUUAUUUAACCAUUACAUUCCACCUUUUCGACUGUAAAAAUCUGGCACCGCAAGAGAAUGGAGGUUCAGCGUUCCAAUAAUAAAUGACUGCCUCAUCCGAACAUUCGAUAUUAACUUGUAAAGUUUCUUUAUCCCUCCUCAUAAU